Messenger RNA from Phodopus roborovskii (desert hamster), 2351 nucleotides. It is a transcript of the gene Nusap1, whose product is annotated as nucleolar and spindle associated protein 1. Gene Ontology annotation, cellular component: mitotic spindle; nucleolus; microtubule. NCBI's taxonomy places the organism in Eukaryota, Metazoa, Chordata, Mammalia, Rodentia, Cricetidae. Bases 208 to 1542 code for a protein of 444 amino acids. Gene Ontology annotation, biological process: establishment of mitotic spindle localization; mitotic chromosome condensation; mitotic cytokinesis. Gene Ontology annotation, molecular function: microtubule binding. The record is from RefSeq and is a predicted model, not a curated record. The transcript is spliced from 11 exons.
GGCUUGCGUUAUUGCGUGAUUCCGCAUCUCUAUUGGCUAUCAUCGAAACCCCACCCUCGAGGCGUUCAACCAAUGGACAUGCAGCAGCCUUCAUUUAAACUGAAUAUAAAAGUCGGCUUGUCAACGCCUCUGGUGGCGCCAGUUUUGAACCGUGCUGCUUGAGUUGUCUGGUUGUUUUUCUGGGUGUCGCCGCGAUUGCAGAACGCGAUGACCGUCCCCUCUGCAGAGGAGUUGGACUCUUUCAAAUACAGCGACCUGCAAAAUUUAGCCAAACGGCUGGGCCUCCGGGCUAACCAGAGGGCAGACAAGUUGUUAAAAGCUUUGAAAGCCCACCUGAAUGCAGAAACAAGGAAAGAAAAUAAAAGUCAGGAUGAGAAUCAGGCUUCUGCAUUCUCCUGUGAUGAAGCUGAGAUACACAUUAACUGUGAGGAGCAAGCUGAGAGGGAACCUGUUGGUCACAUUACCAAAACAAGAAGGAAGCGCAAGAGUGUCCACGGGACUCCUAACUUCCAGGAUCAUUCUGAGAUGAAAAGAAGUGAUCCUACAUUACAGAAUCAAGGAAAACAGGAGAAUCAAGACCUCAGAACUACUACAAAAGUUCCUUCUUUGCCAGACCAGAGCCAAGAAGAAGGAAGUACAGUUUCCUCAGGAAAAAGUGGGGUCGAUGACAAUAAAGAUUCAGAGAGGCCUUUGGAAAAAAGAUCUCUAUGCACGGAUGGGUUUUCCAAACUUGGAAACAAUAAAAGGACUACAACCACUACACCAAACUUUAAGAGGCUUCAUGAGGCUCAUUUUAAGAAAAUGGAAUCCAUUGAUGAAUAUAUUGUGAGAAAAAAGAAACACUUGAACGACCACAACUCACUUAAUGAACUAAAGCAGCCUGAGAAGAAAGGGCUAGUGACCCCAGUUCCAGCAAGAGGAAGACUCUCUGUACCCUGUACUCCUGCCAGGCAGCAGUUCUCACAAGGCCAGUCCCAUGGCCCUGAAAGUCAGGGUCUGAAGGGGUUGGACAAACACUCUGUGCUUUCAGCAACUAAAAUGAAUGUCAGGUUUUCAGCCACUACUAAAGAUAAUGAACAUAAGUGCUCAUUGACCAAGACUCCAGCCAGGAAGUCUCCACAUGUGUCCCUACCUGGGAGUGCUUACAAAGGCCAGGCUGUGCUCAGGACACCCAAGUUAAUGACCACUGAGAGGUCUUUUUUAAAGACCACUCCUGCAGUUAUUACCCCAUUCAAGUUAACAACUGAAGCAACACAGACUCCAGGCUCUAGUAAGAAACCAUUAUUUGAUCUAAAGGCAAGCUUGUCUCGUCCCCUCAACUACAAGCCACACAAAGGAAAGCUGAAACCUUGGGGGCAAUCUAAAGAGAAUGGCUCUCUGAAGGAGGGUGAAAACAGAGUUAGCAUACAUAAGAAAACUUAUAAACAGCCUCAUCUCCGUACCAGGGAAGAACAACGGAAGAAACAUGAGCAAGAACGAAAGGAGAGGAAGGCAAAGGUUUUGGAAGCUCGGAGAAACCUGGUUUUGCCUAAAGCCCACUAAUCCUGUCGAUUGCUCUAUUUCAACUUGUUUUCCUUUUGUAAAUGUGUUUAUACUCUCCUGUACUUUAGUCAGAAGCUCUUUUUCUACCAUAGCUUGUGGAGUGCCUGUUCUUCGUGUGCUAUAACUCUGAAAUCACAUUCUCACCUUAAAGUUCAUAACCACAGUGUUCUUCACCUGAUGUCCUGUACCACUCUGCUUUUCAAGACAUCUGUCCUUGGGUUCUCGCCAUAGGUUUUUUUCAUGUCAAGGUCUUGCUAGUUCUAACAGAGACAACCUGUUGUUUCCUGGACAAGAGCGUUUCCAACAAGCCACAGCAGGAGCUUAACAUGAGACUGUGGGUGAGAUAAAGCCCACAGGGAGAGGGAGGAGACCACUCCUUUGUUCACUAGUCUGGAAAGUCUAUAAUAAUCUAUUGAUUUGUUAUGGAUCCAUAUCUAAUCAAGGUAAAACAUGUUUUAGUUUAUAGGAGCCUUGUUCAAAUCAUUUCAUGUAAUUGCCAACUGUCACUCAUUAUAUUUUUAAAAUAGAAUUCCUCAGUGCUUUCUGAUUGUUAAAUAAAAGCCACAGGGCAGGGUGUAUGCCUCAGCUGAACAGCUUUGUCCACCACCCACUUGACCCUGGAUUUGAUACCUGGUAUCAUCACAAACAAAAUGAGAAUUACUAAUGUACAAGUUACCACCACUGUCAGACUAAGCUCUAAGGAAGAGGAGAGCAGCUAAACAUAGCUUUUAGUUCUUUGCUCUGCCAUGUAGAGAUUCUGAGUUCUGUGUAAUGCUUAUGAUUUUCAUAAAUAAAAUAUUGUUUCACUU